AAAUAGAAACUGUUGCCACCUAUCACUCGCUUCUAUCGUUUGCGGCGUGUGAUGAAACCCUAGUUAUUGUGUAGACAACAACCAAAGAGAGAUGUCGGAAGAAGCAGCUAACGUUGACGUCAAUCCAACGAAGACCAAGGACAUAAGGAACUAUCUCUGCCAGUACUGCGGAAUCAGCAGAUCGAAGAAGUAUCUAAUCACUUCACACAUCGAAUCUCAUCAUAAGAUGGAAGUUGAAGAGGAAAGAAAUGAGGAAGCUUGUGAGGAUGAAGAAGAGAUCUCUGGUAAACACACUUGUAAUGAAUGUGGUGCUGAGUUUAAGAAACCUGCUCACUUGAAGCAGCAUAUGCAAAGCCACUCUCUUGAGAGACCUUUUACCUGCUAUGUGGAUGAUUGUACUGCGAGUUACAGGAGAAAAGAUCAUCUCAAUAGACAUCUUCUUACCCAUAAAGGGAAGCUGUUCAAGUGUCCAGUGGAGAAUUGCAAGAGUGAAUUCUCAAUACAUGGCAAUAUCAGUAAGCAUGUUAAGAAGUUUCAUACUGACGGCGAUAGUAACAAGGAUGAUACUGGUAGUGGAGAUUCUCAACCCUCGGAAUGUUCUUCUGGUCAGAAGAAGCUUGUCUGCAAAGAAGUUGGUUGUGGAAAGGCCUUCAAGUAUCCUUCACAGCUGCAGAAGCAUGAGGAUUCUCAUGUGAAAUUGGACUCUGUGGAGGCUUUUUGUUCAGAGAUUGGGUGUAUGAAGUACUUUACAAACGAGGAAUGUCUAAAGGCACACAUAAGAUCUUCCCACCAGCACGUCAACUGUGAGAUAUGUGGUUCUAAGCAUUUGAAGAAAAACAUUAAAAGACAUCUAAAGACUCAUGACGAAGAUUCAUCAUCACCAGGAGAGUUCAAGUGUGAAGUUGAGGGUUGCUCUUCCACAUUCUCAAAGCCUUCUAAUCUUCAGAAACAUUUGAAAGCAGUGCACGAGGAUAUCAGACCCUUUGUAUGUGGCUUUCCAGGUUGUGGCAUGAGAUUUGCUUACAAACACGUCAGAAACAACCACGAGAACUCUGGGUCCCACGUAUAUACCUGCGGUGAUUUUGUUGAAGCCGAUGAAGAUUUCACCUCGAGACCAAGAGGUGGACUAAAGAGAAAGCAAGUUACAGCGGAAAUGCUUGUAAGGAAGAGGGUCAUGCCUCCUCAGUUUGAUUCGGAAGAACACGAGACUUGCUAGUUUUUACGAGUAUUGAAGUCACUAGGCAUCAGAUGGUUUCAUUAUGUGUAGAGUCUGUUUGUUUGUUUUUGUUACGGUAGAAGAAAAUAGAUAACAGCAGUAGUAAUAGUAAAAAUGUAAUAUUCUCUUAACCCAACCUUGAAGAGCUUAUAUUCUCUCAUUACAAUAGUUGGUACGAUUUCUUCUUAA
Molecule: messenger RNA, 1405 nt
Organism: Brassica napus (rape)
Lineage: Eukaryota; Viridiplantae; Streptophyta; Magnoliopsida; Brassicales; Brassicaceae
Product: transcription factor IIIA
Exons: 6
Coding region: 92-1216 (374 amino acids)
Biological process (GO): regulation of transcription by RNA polymerase II
Cellular component (GO): nucleus
Source: RefSeq, a predicted model, not a curated record